This is a messenger RNA of Symbiodinium necroappetens, 1365 nucleotides long. NCBI's taxonomy places the organism in Eukaryota, Dinophyceae, Suessiales, Symbiodiniaceae. The record is from the annotation of a GenBank genome assembly.
AUGGAUGAAAGCAGCGACCCGGAGUUCAGUGGUGGGGUGGAAGUCAAGGAGAGAGUUGUCAACAAAAAAUUUAUCGCAGCAGCCCUGGGAAACUGGCUGGAGUGGUACGAUUUCGGUGUGUAUGCAGCGCUGGCCGAUCUCCUGGGUCAGCACUUCUUUCCAGAUCACGAUGCAUCUGUUCAGGUGAUGCAGUCGUUUCUUGCUUUUGCUGCGGGCUACAUUUCCCGACCUGUGGGUGGUAUUCUCAUCGGCAUCAUUGGAGAUAGACUUGGACGCAAGUGCGCUUUGUGGACCUCCAUUCUGCUAAUGAUGUUUCCCACCUUCUUCAUCGGUUGCUUGCCGACCUACCAGACCGCAGGCUGGCUAUCAACCAUCCUUUUGGUUAUUCUGCGCUUGCUGCAAGGCAUUGCCAUCGGCGGUGAGUACGUGAGUGCAUUGGUGUUUAGCAUGGAGCACGCACCGGGCCAGAACAAGACAAUCUCGGGUGCUUUGAUGUCUGUCUCUGUUGCAGUGGGCACCUUCUCUGGAUUUGGAGUUGUCGUGCUGAUGCGUCAUGCGCUCUCCGCUGAAGCCAUGGCGAGCAUUGGAUGGAGAAUUUGCUUCUGGCUCGGUUUGGUCGUCGGUAUCGUGGGUAUCUUCUUGCGGCGGCAGGUUGCUGAUCCACGGGAGUUUAUAGACGCCCAGCAGGCGGGGCAACUGUCGCAACCGAUCUGGGCUGCUCUUUGGACCCACUUCCCGGAUGUUUUGCUAAUGAUCGGCGUCGAAGCCAUCACUCCUGUGACAUGGUAUCAGAAUUUCAUAUGGAUACAGCAGGUUUAUGAGGGCACAUUAACGUCUGCACCACCCAUGCCCGGUGGUGCAGAGUUGAACACCUUUAUGCAGCUGGCACCUUCCCUUUUUAUGGUUGGCAUCGCAGCAUGCCGCAGUGACUUCAACUUUCUGACUUCGGUCCGCAGGGGCAUGGCCUUGUUGGCUGCCCUUGCAGUUCCGGCAUACCUUCUCUUCGACCUGCGAGUCUUUUGGGCUGCUUUCCUGUCGCAGUCCUUCUUGGCUAUUGGAGGUGGCCUAAUUGCCUGGGGCAAUCCAUACUUGAUGCACAGUUCCUUCCCAGUGGACAUCCGUGUCAUGGCCAUGGGGAUCAGCUACAACCUGUCGGCAGCGCUGCUGGGAGGGCCCACGCCGUACAUCUGCUCUCAGCUGGUUGUCCACUUCGGAGUCCUGAGCGCAUCGAUUUGGCUUUUGUUUAUUGCGAGCUUGUCGUACACCUGCGUCUGCCUGCUGCUUCGCCGACAAGGUCGGCAGGUUGCAGCCAACAGCGAUGGCUUACAAAGCGUUAUUCCUCGACGAAUUGGCAACGCGGCAUAG